GCUGUCUCGCUAGUGCAAAUGCCUGCCUGCCAGAGGUUCGCCUUUGCAAUAUGCAUUCUAGAAAUAAGUCUCCUGAGAGCAGGGCCCACUCCCAGGAUCAACAUCUUAGGCAUGGAUCCGCUCAGCACCCCUUUUGACAACCAGUACUACAAUGGACUCUGUGACCGAGUUUGGGAUGGCAACACCUUGACGUACUACCGCAGGCCCUGGAACGUGGCUUCGCUGACCUAUGACACCAAAGCUGACAAGAAUUUCAGAACUGAAAAUCAUGAAGAAAGCAUUCAGAUACUCAGAACUAUUAUCGAAGAGAAGAAAUUAAAUUUUAAUGCAGGUUUAACUGUAAAAUAUACACCUGUUGAAGCAAUUGAAAAGAAUAAAUGUAUAGAUUUAGAACAUUCUGACAAAGGAAGCGUCUCAAGUCCUUCCAAGUUGGCUGCUGAGGCUACGUUUCGAUUUGCAUAUUCCAAAGAUGAUAUUUACAGACUGUUGACAUCAUAUUCUGCUAAGCAGGAAAAAGUAUUUCUGCAUGUAAAAGGAAAAGUUCACCUGGGAAGAUUUGUGAUGAGAAGUCGGGAUGUCAUGCUGCAAACAACUUUCUUGGAUUCUAUAAAUACUCUGCCGACUACUUAUGAAAAGGGGGAAUAUUUUGCAUUUUUGGAAACCUAUGGAACCCACUACAGUAGCUCUGGGUCUCUUGGAGGACUCUAUGAACUAAUAUAUGUUUUGGAUAAAAAGUCCAUGGAGCAGAAAGGUAUCGAACUGAGGGACGUACAGAGAUGCCUCGGGUUUGAUCUGGAUUUGUCUCUGAAGGUUGGAGUUGAAGUUACAGGAAAUUUUGAUUCAAAACUUUGCUCAAAGAAGGGUAUGGGUCAAACGGAAACGAACCCAGAGGCUGACCUCUUCGAUGAUGUUAUUACAUUCAUAAGAGGAGGAACCAGAAAAUACGCAACUGAACUGAAAGAGAAACUUCUCAAAGGAGUCAGAAUGAUCAAUGUGACUGACUUUGUAAAUUGGGCCGCUUCCUUAAAUCAUGCUCCGGUGCUCAUAAGCCAAAAACUGGCUCCGAUAUAUGAUCUGAUUCCAGUGAAAAUGAAAGAUGCACACCUCAAGAAACAAAAUUUGGAAAGAGCCAUUGAAGACUACAUCAAUGAAUUCAGUGUAAGAAAAUGCCAUCCGUGCCAAAAUGGAGGGACUGUGGUUCUGCUGGACGGAGAAUGUGUGUGUUCCUGCCCAAAAGAGUUCAAGGGAGUUGCCUGUGAAAUAAAAAAAAUAGAAAAUGUAUAAAGGAUUGCAGUUGAAAAAAAAAACACAGAGUUGUUGGUUUCCCUGGGAUCAUAUGGAAAGAAAAACACCAGCACCUUCCAGAGAUAGUUCUUGCUGCCAAAUGAAAAGCAACAUGCUUCAUGAAAAUCCUACCAACCUCUGAAGUCUCUCUCUUAAAUCCACAAUGCUUCUUUUUCUCCUUCAAUUCCCAUGAUGUUUCCAUUUGUUAUUCCCUAAUGAGGAGAGUCAGCAGUGAGGUACGCCAGGACUUCUUUCCCACACAGCUAAUGCCAAUCUCUGGCUAGCAAAACAAAAUUGAAUUAAAAAGAGAAUGUUGGUUAAAAAGA
Bubalus bubalis (water buffalo) is the source of this 1610-nucleotide messenger RNA. RefSeq names its product complement C9 (gene C9). The record is from RefSeq and is a predicted model, not a curated record. NCBI's taxonomy places the organism in Eukaryota, Metazoa, Chordata, Mammalia, Artiodactyla, Bovidae. Gene Ontology annotation, cellular component: membrane attack complex. Gene Ontology annotation, biological process: immune response. Gene Ontology annotation, molecular function: protein binding.